Molecule: messenger RNA, 828 nt
Organism: Postia placenta MAD-698-R-SB12
Lineage: Eukaryota; Fungi; Basidiomycota; Agaricomycetes; Polyporales; Adustoporiaceae
Exons: 7
Source: RefSeq, a predicted model, not a curated record
GGAAGCACAACCUCACGGGCAAGGCUCAUGCAAGUUGAGAGUAGUGGCCAGUGCAGAAUGUGUGCGUCCGGGACGCACACCCUCACGAGUAAGGCUCAUUCCAGAAUGUGUGCGUCCGGGAAGCACACCCCCAUGAGCAAGGCUCAGAUAACGCAGAUGUUACGCCAUAGCUGCAAGAAGAGCCUUGUGCUCGCGCAGGCAAUCUUGCGACUCCGUGCACUGGCUAUGUCAAAGGCAGGCGGUCAUGGUGAACGCGUUGCAAGACAGAGGAGAGACACGAGCGAGCGGGCAACUAAGAGGGGGAUGAACGAUGAGCGCGAUGAGCGUGAGGAGCGUGAGGAGGCUGUCGAGAUGACCGAAGGGGGCGGCGGGAUCGCCUUCACAUCAAAGAGCGCUGAACGAGGGCGAAGAGGUCCUCAUUCGAGAGGCAGUUCACGACGGUUAGAGGAAGCUGCACGAGAUCUCUGUCCCAACGACAUCCCUAAACUCGGGGCGCUUGAGGCCGAGCCCAACGUCUAUGCUCUUGUCUGGGUCAGGCGCAAGCUUGACGGUCUGCGCAAUGACAUCUUCGUCAGUCUGGAGGAGGGGAUUGCCAUCUGGUGCGAUAGUAAGAUUCUCCGUCAGUCCAAAUCGAGUGUCGGGUUUGUUGACGGGACUCUGGGGAAGUUGCUGUGUGGACCAUGGGGUGUCAGUGUUAACGUUAAGGAUGAGAGACAGCGGGCGGGGCACAACCCUCUCAGCCCGCCGCCCGACCUGACAUCACGCAUUCUCACACUCCAACGCAUCCGUCACGUAGAACGCGCCCUCUCCUCGGCAAUAAGACUGUGA